Messenger RNA from Drosophila elegans, 515 nucleotides. RefSeq lists its product as uncharacterized. The record is from RefSeq and is a predicted model, not a curated record. NCBI's taxonomy places the organism in Eukaryota, Metazoa, Arthropoda, Insecta, Diptera, Drosophilidae. The transcript is spliced from 2 exons. The coding region runs from base 83 to 514 and encodes 143 amino acids.
CAGCGCCUAUAUAAGCGGAGACACAGCCCCAGACCAGUCACUUGCGUUCCGACGACUCUCGAGGAAACAACAACUAGGAGGAAUGCCCGGGAAUACACACCCAGGCCCGGUCGAGAUCGCUGAGCCCGGCACGGUUGUCGUAACUCCGGCCCAUCUCAGUGAGUUCCUCCCUUCCGAAGCGCCGACACCAAGCAGAGCACCCCGCUACCGCCCAACGUCGAGAACAAGCAGUGUACUCAGUCAUCACACAUCGGCAACACCAAGCAGUUCCUUGAACCAUUGCGCAGCGUCAACAGCAAGAAGUGCAAUAUACGGCCCUUCCGGGGCGCCGAUUCCGCACACAAAGCAGUGCGAUACUCAACGAGCCGCGAUAUACUCGGACCUUCCGCAGCGUCGAUAUCAACAAGCAGUACCACAUUCGGCCCUUCAACAACGCCGACGCCACUUAUCAAGCAGUAUCACGCUCGAUAUAAUUAUAGUUAGAAAACGUAGUCUUAAUCAAUCGUACUAUUAAA